Zootermopsis nevadensis is the source of this 3161-nucleotide messenger RNA. The record is from RefSeq and is a predicted model, not a curated record. NCBI's taxonomy places the organism in Eukaryota, Metazoa, Arthropoda, Insecta, Blattodea, Termopsidae.
AACAGAUGGAUAUCAUCGCUUUGAUCAUGGUGGCAGUAAGCAGCUCCGAAACGUCGGCUAAUUUAUGCGAGACUAACGAAGCGUAGAUAACAGCAAUUUUCAAACUCUUCGCCGACUACAGAAGGACAUACGACUUGCAGAGGAUCAUCAUCCUUCCAUUUUUCCUUAAUUUUGGUAAAUGGGCCAAAUAACGGCAAUGUCCUUUUCGCCAUCCCUGAGAAAAAGAAACUGUUUUGACCAUGAAAUGCACCAGGAUUCGUUCAGACGUGCAAACAGAUCGAGACCACAGCAUUAGGAGUUGUGGUCAUUGGCAGAGCGUAUCAAGACGAGCUUGUGAACAGUUAGAAUCGUGGGGUGAGUAGGAAGGCGAUGCUAAAUAUUACGGUAAAUGAAAUUUGCUUUUUUCUAACUACAAAACGAGAAUGAAAUACGUGUUACUGCGCAUAAUAUCAGAGGUGACUUAGUGUACGUUUCGAUAAUACAACUUAGUUUUACUGAAAGGUUUCUGUUAACAAAAUUUCGAGUAUAUGCACAGAGUACCAAAUACGGGCACCGUCUUGCUGAAUAUAUUCUUACCGCGGGAAAGUUUCUAAGAAGUAGAGAAUAACUGUUUCAAAAAUAAAACCAAAACAGAGAGGACAAUGAUCGGAGAAUAACCUUCGAGUAGCUGUUACUGCAGUUUAAGGAAAUGUCAAGUACAUAAUAUUUCUUUCAAUUACACUUUUUCUUUGUGCAUAUGAACAGUUUAUAUAACCUAAUAAAACACAAUUUCAUUAGUUUGUCCCGUUAAAAAGAAAACCUACUCUUUCGGACUCUGAAAUGUGCCCAUAAAUAGAUCAUGGAGUUCCUAAUACGGGCACUUUCCACCCUUACACUUUUAAGUUCCUCCAGUCUCCCAGACUUAUUUCAUCUAAAAGCCAAUCAUAUUACUUCAUUCCCAAUCCAAUCAAGAAGACAUUCCUCGAAGUUGCAGCACUUCCUCUUAAGUAGGAAAAAUUACAAAUGUUCUGAAUCUUCAGGUGCCCUUAUUUGGGCCACGUACAUCAGUUCUCCAACAGCAAGUUUUUUUACACAUGUUCCGCAACAAACUUCUGCAGGCGAUAAAGUGUUGAUAACUCCGCAAUCAUAAUAUCGGUCUCACAAGCAUUGAUAAUUUUGAGCCCAAGCUGUAACACAAAGUCCCAUUCCUUGUAUUCAUCCCGCAAUACCUCAAGCUUUCGUCGCGGUCAAACUUUCGCUAAGUUUCCACAACUGGAAUGACGUUUCAUUUAUCGUGACACAUGAAGAACCGUUUAGCCUAUAUUAAAACUCCGUUACUUUUCUGUAUAUAUAGGACGACAGAAAUACACUACCGGAACAUUACUUACAGCAACAAAUAAUGUCCUGCCUCAAAUGAAGAUACAUGAUGGACAAACAGUUCAUGUUUUCAGAAACGUUAAUAUGAUAGUGUGUUUGUUCUGAGUACGUCUGAAAUUGCAUACGAAACAUCAGUCGAAGAAAUGCCAGAGCGAUAAGUAGCAAUCAAAGGGUAAAGAACAUCUUGGAACUUAGCUUAUGUGUCUCCCCAAGAGGUUGUCAGAACUGUAAAUAACUGCCAGUACAAAAUGAAUGGCAGAAGAUCAUUAAAUGAAAUUACUCCAGGAAUCCAGGAAUUCUUCGCGGGACGGACUGUGUUCAUUACCGGAGGCACAGGAUUCUUGGGUGCAGUGCUGCUCGAGAAACUGCUUCGGGCCUGUCCCGAGAUUACAACAGUCUACCUACUAGUUCGCCCCAAACGUCUCCAUGACGUUCAUAACAGAGUCAGCACUCUCUUCGACUCUCCUUUAUUUUCCAAACACGGCCCUGAGUCAAGGAGAAAAGUAGUUGCCAUACCUGGAGACGUAUCGAAGUCAGGACUGGCGCUCCACGAAGACGACAGGAAUGUCCUGAUAGACACUGUGUCUGUAGUGUUCCAUGCGGCCGCGACUAUCAACUUCAAUGCAGCACUGCAGUCUGCAAUCAACAUCAACCUCAUUGGAACAAAAAGAGUUUUACAACUCUGUCAUCAUAUGAAAAAUAUAAAGGCACUAGUGUACGUCUCUACUGCUUACUGCAACUGCACGCUGGGAAGCGUGAUUCUGGAACAGGUGUACCCCGCAAAGUAUGAUCCCAAUUACGUGAUAGAACUCGUGCAGAACAAGUCCCCGGAAGAAACCCGGAACUUAACAGCAAGACUGACUUCAGAUCAUCCCAACACAUACUCCUUCUCUAAACAGUUGGCUGAAAACCUAGUGAAGACAGAAAGAAAGCAAAUCCCGGUUGCAAUUGUUCGCCCAACUGUGGUUCUUGGAACCCUGAAAGAGCCUGUAGCAGGAUGGAUCGACAACGUACAGACGGGUGGCUUUGCUUUCAUCGCUGGGGCGGCGAAAGGAGUAUUCCGCGUUGUGGUUGCUGAUCAGAACAGGGUAGCGGACAUCGUGCCCUGCGACCACGUGGCAAACUUAAUGUUGGCCGCUGCCUGGAGAGCUGGUGUCAGCAGUGAAGACCUAACUCUAAAGGUGUACCACUGCAGCACAGGAACCACAAAUCCUGUGACGUGGGGUCAGUACACUAACCACGUGGUGGAAAUGGUCCGGAAGCAUCCUUGCCACGAGAUGUUAUGGUACCCGGCAGCGAAGUGUCGUCUGUCUCCACUUCGCAGUACGAUCGCUGUGUUGUUGUUGCAUAUACUGCCUGCAUAUGCAUUGCUAGCGGUAACCAAACUCAGAGGAAAACCUAACCGAGUGUUGCUUUCCGUGCAGCAGAAGUACGCCCUGGGAAUAAAGCACGUGAAAUACUUCACCAAACGACAAUGGCACUUUGACAUCAACAACACGUCGGAGUUAGCAGAGAGUUUAAAACCGACUGACCGUCGGUUGUUUGACUUCGAUCCAAAAAACAUUGACUGGUAUUCUUACCUGCAGGCGAACGUGCUGGGGGUUAGGGAGUAUUACCACAAAGAACCAACCACAACUUUGAAUGAAGCUCGGAAAAGAAUAAAAAGGUUCUGGUUACUGCAUAUGGCGGCUCACAUCGCUCUGUUCCUGAUGGUUUUACUGGCUGCGCAUCUGCUGCUCGGCACUGACCUUGUGGUUUCUAUCAUGCUGGCAGUCGUCUUCACGGUUCUCUUCGUCUGGCUUUGA